AUGGCUGACCUUAUCUAGUUAUCUACGCAUUACAACCCCACACUACUUUCGUGGUUUAGCUCAGGGUUUUAGUACAUUCAAAGCAGAGGAAAAAGGAUUGGAGUUGGGUGAUGAAACUGUAAUAACUUUGGUAAAGAUUGCACAGAAAUAGAUAGGAAUGGCGUUGCAACACUCAAUCCAUCUUCGGUAUUGGAUUUGUCCUGUAAAACUGAAUAAGUUGAAGCCCCUUUGUUCAAAAUUACUUAAGAUGCCUUCCUGGCUAAUGCAGAAUCCAAGUUCCAUAAGAAACGGGGUAAGAGCAUAUGGGAUGGUGGAAAAAUUUGGAAAAAAAUUUAUGGGACAAGAAAUAAGUGACAGUGAUGAUGAUGAUGAUGACGACGAGUCAUCCCUGAAAAAUGGUCAGAUUGAUGAUUCCUAUCAUUUUGAUGCUGAUGAGCGACGCGAAUGGAGAGCCAAAAUUAGGGAAGUUAUCAACAAACAUCCCGAAAUCGAGGGGGAGAUUGAUCCUGUUGAUAAGUUGAACAAGAUGCAAAAGCUCCUGGCUGAUUAUCCGUUGGUUGUAGAUGAGGAUGAUCCGGAUUGGCCUGAAGAUGCCGAUGGCCGGGGUUUCAACCUGGAUCAAUUCUUUGAUAAGAUCACUAUCAAGAAUAACAAUAAGGAAAACGAUGACGCUGAUGAUUAUGACAGCGAGAAGGAAAUAGUGUGGCAAGAUGAUGACUAUAUUCGUCCAAUUAAAGAUAUUAAGACUAAUCAAUGGGAAGAGACUGUAUUCAAGGACAUUAGUCCUUUAAUCAUUCUAGUCCAUAACCGCUACAAAAGGCCAAAAGAAAAUGAAAUAGUUUGGGAUGAGCUGACGAAGGCUGUGCACAUCAUAUGGAAUUGCAGGCUACCUUCACCAAGAUGUGUAGCAGUUGAUGCUGUAGUAGAGGAUGAUUUGGUCUCUGCUCUGAAUGUCUCGGGCUUUCCAGAAAUAAUAUUCACUAAAGCUGGGAAAAUUUUAUACCGCGAACGAGCUGUUCGAACUGCGGAUGAGUUAUCGAAAAUGAUGGCAUUCUAUUAUUAUGGAGCUGCUAAGCCUCCUUGCUUAGAUUGCACCGGAGACAAACAAGAGAGGAUCCCAACAGUUGUCAUCAAGAGAUAAAAUGCAGUUGUCUUUAACUUCUGUAUGGGAAUUUUGUUGUCCAUGUGACUGACUUUAUGUAGUAAAUGGUGGUUAUU
Hibiscus syriacus is the source of this 1218-nucleotide messenger RNA. RefSeq names its product thioredoxin-like fold domain-containing protein MRL7L, chloroplastic. Gene Ontology annotation, cellular component: chloroplast stroma. The coding region runs from base 158 to 1141 and encodes 327 amino acids. Gene Ontology annotation, biological process: regulation of DNA-templated transcription; chloroplast organization. The record is from RefSeq and is a predicted model, not a curated record. The transcript is spliced from 6 exons. Lineage: Eukaryota; Viridiplantae; Streptophyta; Magnoliopsida; Malvales; Malvaceae.